Molecule: messenger RNA, 4089 nt
Organism: Podarcis raffonei (Aeolian wall lizard)
Lineage: Eukaryota; Metazoa; Chordata; Lepidosauria; Squamata; Lacertidae
Gene: GULP1
Product: GULP PTB domain containing engulfment adaptor 1
Exons: 14
Coding region: 267-1370 (367 amino acids)
Source: RefSeq, a predicted model, not a curated record
GGAACUCUGCGGAGUUUGUGCGGAUGGAGAGGCGAACUUGAGAGGACGCGCUGGGAUUCCUUUUUAUCCGCGAGAGGACGGCGACGACGACGACGAGCUGCGGAGGGGCACACUCAACAUAGAAGACCUUAGAAUACAGCACCAUGAGGACAAACAAGUUGACAUACAAGUGAUUUGUUUCCCAUGAAAACAAGCUGCUGUUCUGACCCUUGGUGAAAAUUUGGACUCAUCACGAUCAAAUUACACACACUGGGUGAUUUCUCAUCAUGAAUCGUGCUUUUAGUAGGAAAAAAGACAAAACGUGGAUGCAUACUCCCGAGGCUUUAUCAAAGCACUAUAUUCCCUACAAUGUAAAGUUUCUUGGCAGCACAGAAGUGGAGCAACCUAAAGGCACAGAAGUUGUGAGAGAUGCUGUUAGAAAACUUAAGUUCGCAAGACAUAUCAAGAAAUCUGAAGGUCAAAAAACACCAAAGGUUGAGUUGCAAAUUUCAAUAUAUGGAGUGAAAAUUCUAGAUCCCAAAACAAAGGAAGUCCAGCACAACUGCCAGCUCCACAGGAUAUCAUUUUGUGCUGACGACAAAACUGACAAAAGGAUAUUCACUUUCAUAUGCAAAGAUUCAGAGUCAAACAAACACUUGUGCUAUGUCUUUGACAGUGAAAAGUGUGCAGAAGAGAUAACUUUAACUAUUGGUCAAGCAUUUGACCUGGCUUACAGGAAAUUUCUGGAAUCUGGAGGAAAGGAUGUCGAAACAAGAAAACAGAUUGCUGGGUUACAGAAAAGAAUUCAUGAACUAGAAACAGAAAACAUUGAGCUAAAAAACAAGGUUCAAGAUUUGGAGAACCAGUUAAGAAUAACGCAAGUGCAAACUUCGCCACUGCUGCUGCACAUAGAGUCUGAUUAUGAACAUGACAUGUUUCAAAGACCCGCCACCUUUUUCUGGUGUAGCAAUGAGGAUUCUGCUCCUUGUUUAGAUAUCUCUUCCAUUACACUAACUCCUAUGAACUCUCCUGACUCCAGACACUCAUCUGGACUAUUAACACCACCACCUACCAAAAGUGGUCUUCCAAAGCCAGUCCAUGAACACAGCAUCCCAAGACCUCGUGCAGGCAGUGUGACACCCAAAUCACCCUCCACUGACAUCUUUGAUAUGGUUCCCUUUUCUCCCAUAUCCCCUCAGUCAUCAACACCUACUCGCAAUGGCACACAGCCUCCUCCAGUGCCCAGUAGAUCUGCAGAGAUCAAGAGAGACCUUUUUGGAGCCGAACCUUUUGACCCUUUUAGCUGCGGAGCAGGAGAUUUCCCUCCAGACAUUCAAUCCAAACUAGACGAGAUGCAGCGUCAGCGAUGGAGGGGUUCAAAAUGGGACUGACUCUGGAAGGCACAGUAUUUUGCCUUGACCCUCUAGACAGCAGGUGCUGAUGCCAGGAAAAGAACCGUGAAAAGAUAUCGCCAUCUCUUUUUUUUAGAAGGGGGGGGGGAGUUUUAAAACGUAUUACAAAUACUGUCAAUGUGCCAAAAAUGUUUUUUUCAACUUGUUCACUUUUGUGAGGUUUGCUUCUGUGAAACUCCAGAUAGGUUCCAGUGUUAUCCCUGUACAAAUGUAAAAAGUCACACGUGUAUAUGAAACCAAAACGAAAUCACACUGCUGUCUUUCUUAGUCAUCUUCCGCCACCCAAUGGCAAUUCACCAUGUGCUGUGAAGUUCUUCGAACCAUUCAUGCAACGCUAUAGAAUCCCCUCAGUUGGUUUCUUCAUUUCCAAUAUGUAGGGCCCUGUUCAUACAUUUUUGUUGAAAAUCGCCCAGAUACUGCAUACCACAGUUCACACAGUCCAUAAAUCCUUGUUUCUGGCCAUGAUUCAAGCUGCAGUGUGCUCUGUGGUUCUUCACAUAGACUUUCCCACAUUAAUGGCUGUACUUUAACAUAAAGGGAGUGAUGGAAGCAUUCCAUCAUCACGGAUAUGGGGUGCUUCAGAUGUUGUCAGGCUCCAACUCCCAUCAGCCCCAACUAACAUGACUCUCAUCAACCCUAACUAACUAGCACGUUGGGAAGAUCGGAGCUGAAAACCAGCAACACCCGGGGAACCACAGAUUCCUGUCCUAGCUUUAAGAAUUUUGAUUAGGCGCAUAAGCUUAUUUUUACAUUCCUAGUGGUGUUUGUCGUUUGGCAUCUGCUUCACAAAAAGCUAUGUUUUUCAGUGGCGAGUGAUUGUCUGUUUUCACAUCUACAUGUGCACACAAGCACUCUUCUGCACUCAGAAGCAUAUUUAGGAGGUGGGGGUCCGAUAGCCGACUCCUCAACACAGAUGUUUUGGAAAUCCUGUUGAUUUCCAAGUGGAGGCAGUCUAAAAGUCACUGCUAGGUUGUGCAUGUCAAGUUGCUACGUACAACGGGAAAAAUCCAGCUCAGAUUGCCUUAUGCACACACGCUUUAGCUAAGAGAAGACACCCUCGAUGUUUUGAGGUCAGGCAAUCUGCUAAUUCCAGAGGGUUUGAGAGUACAUCCUUCAGGAUCUUGGAAGCCUGGAGAAUCAUCUGGAAGCACACAAAGGAGUUCUGCUGCUGGGUCAUGUGGGAACCCUAUGAAAGCUGCUUGGAUCAUACAUUUGGCAAAUAGCCUUACUGUGCAAUGUACAUGUCAUUUAUGGGUGCAUAAUUUGAUAACAAAUAACCCAGAGAAGAAUGGUGGGGACAGGUUAUCCUGUUGUCAUUUGUAAUUCUGUGCAGAAGCCCAUUCCUGAGCAUCAGUGUAUUUUUCUUCCACUAGCCUUCAAACUAGCAAUAAAUGAACAUUUUGUUUGUGCAUUUCUUGCAUUCACCGGUGGAAUUGUUCCUUCCUGUUUCCAUAUUUACUAUCACUUUUCUCAUUUUUUAAAGUGUGUGUGUAUGUAUACACAUUUAUAUAUAUAUACAUAUAUAUGUAUAUACAAUAAUUUUUUUGGGGGGGAGUUUCCUCUCCUGUAAGGAUCCUUUCACUGAAAAGACUUUUGGGGGGUGGGGAGGGUGGAUGUGAAGGACAAAUAAGAGAAGACACUUAAGAGAUUAUUUUACUGCUUAUAUCUUUUAGACGGGGAGAAAAGAACUAGUUUUCUGGUACUUGGGUUGAAAAAAAUAAUAGCUUUUGACCUUAUAUUGUGAGGUUUACACAGAAAAUAGAAUGCAUUUAUGCAAUAUUAUUACCUUUUUUUAAAAGCUUUGUUCCAGCCUCGGAAGACGCUUAAGCAGAUGCCUGGACAGUCUGGGAUUCUUCACUUGCUUAAAGUUAGGCAUCUGCUUAGGCACUGUGGCUCCAGCGAGCCUUUCCUAUUUUUGCAUUGUGUUAAGUCUUCCUUCUUUUCGUUGAUCGGUCUGAAUGUAUACCUAUAUCUAUGGACAGGAUCCAAAGAGAACUGCCUGCGUACGUACAGUGCUUCUGCACAUGUACGGGGAAGAAUGCAGGUUCUCACAUCACACUGAACACCAUUCCAGAGGGUCGUCUGACUUUCAGAAACUGCUUGGUGAGGACGCAAGGAUGGUGGCUGCAGUAGGAAGGUGUGGGACAAACACUUGCAGUGCGCAUGCAAAACACCACAAACAGUCCUUUGGAUCAUGGCCUAUGUGUCUGUCGAUAUAGUUAUAUACAUAUAUAUAUAUGGAAUCACUAAUGAGUAGAGUAGACUAUGUUUCCUAGAAAGAAAUCUAUAAUUUUGUUUGUCCUAUAGUAUUUUGCAAUUUGUACAACGAGGUUGUUUAGUAGCCAUAUCAAUGGCUUUUUAAAACAAAUAGAAUUUGUAUUUUUAUCGUACUUUUAAAAAAGAAAGCUUUACGUAAUAAGCAUAUAUUUAGGGGCCGUUUACUAUGGAUGGUAACAAAACACUCAGAAAAUAUUUGCACAUUUUAAGAAACCUUUGUUUUACUGAUUUUUACGUGGGUUGAUUCUACGAAAUGCUAAAUAUGAUCUAACCGAUCUCGUCAGUACAAGGACACCUAAAUUAAUUCUGCGAGAAAGUACAUUUUUAACGAGAGGGUUCUAGUGUUCUGGUUGAAAUUUGUAUUUCUAUGUAAUCUCAAACUGUCUGUUUAAUUUUGCUCCGAAUAAAUGUUUUAAAUAAU